Psylliodes chrysocephalus is the source of this 1025-nucleotide messenger RNA. The record is from the annotation of a GenBank genome assembly. NCBI's taxonomy places the organism in Eukaryota, Metazoa, Arthropoda, Insecta, Coleoptera, Chrysomelidae.
GUUUGAUGGCUCCGACACCCUUUUGACUUUCUGGCUACAAUGGCAGAAAACCUAGCUAGGAGACCCAAAAAGAGUAUUUUAAAAAAUUCCAGUAGUUUUGACAAACAAGAGUCACAAAUUAGUGUAAAGAAGCCAAAAGAGACAAAAUGGGAUGAAAUGAACAUAAUAGCCACUCUUCACCCUGCAGAUAAAGAUUAUGGGCACAUGAAAAUUGAAGAACCUAAAACUCCUUUUAAUUAUAUGGACCCAGAUCACUUGGAUGGCUUAAAUCCAGAAGAACUAGCCGACAGAAUGGCGAAAGCUCUAGACAAACCACCCAAAUCAUUAAAUGAGGAAUCAGAUGAAUCGGAAGAGGAAGAAGACCUGACAGAAGAGGAAAAGCUAAGGAGGAAGGACUUCGAAAUGAAGAGAAAAAAACACUAUAAUGAAUACCACGCUUUACAGAUGGCCAAAAAGUUGCUAGAAGAAGAGGAGGACGAUGAUGAAAACAUGCAGGAAGCAGGACAAAGUUCUAGUAGUAAGAAACAGUGAAUCAAGCGAAUUUUGUAGUAGUAAGUUUUCCAUAUGUUGUGAUGAUAAUACUAAAGCAGAGUCAUUUAAAUGAUUCUGUAGGAUAUACAUGUAUAGGGAAUUGCUCGUUGUUGAAAAAAUAAUGGAAUUUUUAAAUAAUUGGUAUGGAAUUAUGGUUUUGUCUUCUUUGUAGCCCCAAGCACCACAUGGGUUAUUUUAGGGCAAAUAUUGUUUAAAUUUGCUGUGUAUAGAUUCAUCAAAUAACAAGGCUAUAAUCUGUAGAUUAAUAUUGUAUUGUAGUCUUUCUUUUAUAAUUCUUUAGAUAAUUUGUUAUUGUCAAGACACUUCCAGAAAUUUUAAUUCUACAAUUUUCAGUAACUUCAGUUUGCUAAGAGGAGUAUAGGUAUUUUUCAUGUUCCUAUGUUCUAAUCAAGCGUAAUAUACAAAGACCUUGAUAAUAGUCGGCUAUUUUUGUUGAAUCUAAAUCUUGACAAAAUUUUAAUAUCAAUUCACGC